AUGAGAAAGAUGAGAAGAUUCUUUGCUCCUUCACUCGUUUUAAAUCGAAGCAGGCGCGGCGCCAAGGUUCUGAUCACUCGCGCGCGCCUUUUUUCGGGAGCGGCGGUGCGUCCUGCGAGAGUCGUCGGAAACGAUGCGGAACCGUGCAAAAACAACCCUGACCACGAUGGUUCGUCUUCAAUUUGUCGAAGCGAACAAGGAACGCCGGAUCUGCCUGUUUUCCAUUCUAGGACCCUAGAAAAAGUCGCAUCCGAAGCGGAAAGCAGCGCGGAGCUGCCUUCCUUCUCGUGCAGAAGUAGUGACACUGCGGCCGAUUCGUUCUCGUCCACAUCAAACAAUGCAGUCUCAUCCACCACAAAAAAUGAUGCCCGAUCAGCAGAAAUCGCUUUCGAUCCUCCAACUUGCUUACGCCCAACACGGGGCAUGCAGGAACGGAGCCGCUUAGAGCGUACGUUGUCGACCGGGGUGGUCAGCGUAGACGCUUUAGCGCCUAUUGGACAGGGAGCGUCCAUGCUCUGUGUCCAUAGGAGCGCAACGGAUGUGCGCGGUUUCACCAAACUGGUUGCCAAAGGGUGCUUUGAGAGCGGGAGCGUAGACGCCGUCCUUUCCGUUUCAAGUGUGGCUCGUGACUUGGGCCAUCGAACGAGUGGAAGUGUUGAUUUACGGCCAUUAUUCGAAAAAUGAAAAUUUUCCAUCAAAACCAACGUGAAUAUUCGUGCCCACAGUAUCAGCGUUCUACCUACACCCCAAUAGUACCACUGUGUAUAACUAUAAGAUGCAAAGUAAGCCUUGACAUUAGAAAGAGUCUUGUGUAUUACAAGUAGUUCUAGUAUGUUGACCACUACAAGUUGUAAGAACUUUUUCGUUGUCCUACUCGCUUCAUGUUGUGUGAGUCUUACCUUCCAGAGGAAGUUCGCUUUUAUUUUGGGAAGCUAGGUCUAGCUCUAAGACUGGGUGGUGAUGAUGUUGCCGCUUCGUCAUGGCGGUUGCUUGCACAAGCGGAAGCUAUGGCCCAAGACGGGGAGAAGAAUGUCUUGUGUAUCCUCGACAUGACUCCGUUUAUUCAGAUGUGGGAGCAGGGACAGGUACGUAGAACAAGGCUUGCGGAGAACACAACGUGUGCGCCCGGUGUCAAUCCAGAGGAAGACGGAAAUGAGCAACGAAUGCCGCUAGCCUCCGGCGACAGCAGCACUUUCGAAUAAGGCGAUGCUCAACUGCGUGUUCUUGAAUGAAGUAGCUAGAUGUAGUGCAACUGAAAAUGCAAGUCGAUUACAACUGUAACUCCUAUCAUUUUUACAACAGAACAAAGACGCAAAUAAAUGCAACUCUGAUGGGCAUUGAUUUUUGUCAUUGUCAAUGAGAGCAGGACGCUGAUGUGGGACACUAGAAUAUUAUUGACGACUAAGACGAGCGAAAUUUCACUUAGUAAAACUAAGUACACGACAGCUAUGCGGAUGGCGCCGAUUUGACGGCACCGCGAAUGCCAGAACGAAUGACGAACACGGAAAUAAGCCACAGAAUCCAAGGAUAUCACCAGUCCCUCUCGGCAUCAUUUUCCAGAGGCGGUUCCCGUCCGUUUGAAGCGCAAUGGCGUAAAGCCGAGGCUCCCCCAGAGUGUCGACGUGGUUUCUUCAGCGAGGUCACGGAGCGGGCGGCGAAUCUCAAAGGUGAAGGGAGUGUAAGUUUGCUGUUGACCGUAGAUCGCGAUGUCAUCACGGAUGAAAACUUAGUGCACGAAUUGCAGAGCCUCACGGACGGGCACCUGCAUUUCGGUGUUGGGUCGGCCGCGAACCGCUUCGAUUGUCGCCGCAGUCUAACAAGAUUUGGCCUCGGAGCGCACAACGCGCAUUUGCGUAGAAAUAUGAUUAUGGGUGAUGGUUUGUCCCGCCAUGAAGCUAGUAGCACGAAAUAGUGAACCAUGACGAUGAGUAGCGUUUUUCAUCUUGAACACUGUAUUUUGUUUUGAUGCCUAUCGGAUCUCUUUUGUCCCCCACACUGAUUUCAAAGACUAUAGCUUCAAUAAGACAUGAACACUGGUGUCUUGCUGGUUUGAGCUUCCUACACCUUUGCAUAGGCGAUUAGCAAUAAGGGAUUAGCUUCUUCGUUGUAUUAAAACAUGUAGAACUUGAUCCACUGAUGUGGGGAGACUGACAUCGUUAGUACAAUGAUAAAUUGAAUGGUGGACGUAUAGCCAUCGGCGUAGAGACGACGAGAAAGUGUUGCUGUGACGGUGCCUUAUACAUUGCUUCGUUUCCUCGUGUUAGUCCGUACGUCGACGAACGAACCUGGGGGAUAGUGGAAUCUGUCUAGUCUAGGACAUCCUUUCAUGCAAUGCCCACUGACAUUAACAAGAUCUCCUUUCAUACAGAUGUUGCAAAAGAUAGCGGGGCACUUACGUCUGCAGCUGGCCUCCGACGCAGACAACGUGGCGCGGCAGUUCUACUCCUCGACCAGAAAGCAAGGCAGCUUUGCAGAAGGCAAGGCGGUUUCGAGGCCAGCAGCUUGUAGGACUACCGAUCACCUCUACGCAGAGGACAAACAGCCGAGUCCUCUUUCUCACGCAGAUCACUCAUCACCACUGCAACAAGGUCACCAAAACAGGAUACCGCACAAGACCAGUGCGGAGGACGCAGAUCAGACGCAGGCUAGGCUCAUGGCGCAAGUCGUCGCGGCAGUAGAGGGCCAAGUUGUCGUAGCGGAAAGUGACAUAAAAGUGAAAGGUGAAGAGACCGCGAAGUGGAGCAGUUCACCUGUGCCACUAGAGGAGCAACUCGUCUUACUGUUGUUAUGCUUUUCAAUAUAAAUAAGUUCAAGAAUUUAGAAUGUAGUUCUAGUAUGUACUACAACGAUAAAGAGAGUGGUACUUGAAGUAGUGUCUUACGCAACUACUCAAAAAAGUCCUACUAGUGCUACAUUUAUAUUUCAUCAUAGGAUAGAAAAAUAUGAGAAGGUGGAACCCCCUUGCCGCGAUUCCGAUUCUAGGAAGGCUCUGAGGCGUGCAAGAAGUAGACGAGGUAAUCUUUUGUUUUACUGUUUCUGAAACAAACAUUCACAUCUAAUUUUAGCAGCGAGUACGCACAUUUUUCCGGACACUGACGUUUUUCGUGGCGGAAGGGAGUGCGCGUUUUUGCGUUACACACGGGAAUUUGCGAAGCCAAUGUUGACACGGCUCCGCGACACAGUCAUAGAGGAAAAUCAGAUGCCCGAUCAAGAACUGUCCCUCAUGCUCGCCAAAAACGCAGAGCUUUUCUCGAUAUUUACUUCAAGGACUAAGGGUUACUAGUGUUGUGCCCUUGUUUUUUAACUCGACAACAGUUCUGCGUGACGAAACAACAAGUCCUCUGAGUCUGAUGUGAUGAAUGCAAGAAUCGAAGUGUUGCUACUGUGUGUCUAUCAUGCUGGAAAAUGGAAAUGCUAUUUGUCCAUAUAUUUACACUGAAGCUUGCAGUGCAACUGCAAGAGGUACGGCAGUAGCAGCUGCGGGUAAGGAGGUUAAUGUACUCCACCCGUCGCCGGCAGGUACACCGGACAACACUGGGGUCACCCUUUCGGCGUUCUCGGAAUACAAAAAAAAAAGAAAUCGGUGCCUUGUUGAGGCAAUCUGAUUGAUUGACUGAUUGAGCAGUGCAACUGCAAGAAGAUGAAGAUGCUUCGCAGAAGAUACAUCUUCUUGCUCGCAAUUUUUUUGAUGAGCACCUGCACGAU
This is a messenger RNA of Amoebophrya sp. A25, 3705 nucleotides long. The record is from the annotation of a GenBank genome assembly. NCBI's taxonomy places the organism in Eukaryota, Dinophyceae, Syndiniales, Amoebophryaceae.